Zophobas morio is the source of this 1356-nucleotide messenger RNA. RefSeq names its product ankyrin repeat and SOCS box protein 2-like. NCBI's taxonomy places the organism in Eukaryota, Metazoa, Arthropoda, Insecta, Coleoptera, Tenebrionidae. The transcript has 5 exons. The record is from RefSeq and is a predicted model, not a curated record. Bases 214 to 1356 code for a protein of 380 amino acids. Gene Ontology annotation, molecular function: protein binding.
CUAAAACUGUUCAUAAAUUGAACAAUGGGAUCCGUCGUAUCGAGGCAUCCUUUUAAUAACCUAUUCUUCUCGAUGAGUUUGUUCGUUAAUGUUACUAAUUGCAAUUAAUCCUUUCGCUUUAAGUCACUCAGGCUAUAAUUUGAGUUUAAGGUAUGUGAUGACAGCGUGUAAUUCUAACACCGAAUUCUUGUUUUGUUGCCAUUAACCUCGUCGAUGUACAAAACAUUCAAAAUAAAAUGCUUCUUCAAACGAGUGUUUUAUUUAACCUAUCGAUUCAAACGCGACGACUUGUUCCUAGACGAUUACAAACGCUGCGACAAUUACGAGACGUUACUUAGAGAACACCCUCAGACUCGGAUACAAUCCGAAUUGGACGAAAAAAGGAAGCGUUUGCUGAUUGCAGUUACUCAUAAUGACAUACAACAAGUGAAAGCGCUCUUAGAUUCACCAAGACUGUAUAAAGUUACUGACAAGAAAGGCGAAAAUUUACUGCAGAUAGCGAUCAUUCGAAACAAUGCAGCCGUUUUCGACUAUUUGCUUUCGCUCGAAGACUUCCCUUUGGAACUGGUCAACAGCGACAAAGAAACGGCGUUAAUAACUGCCGUUAGUGGGGGUUUAGACGACAAUGACUACUACUUUGCGGAACAGUUGGUGAAAAAAGGGGCCAAUUUGCGUCAGAUGGAAUAUUUAACCAGAACAGUGUGGUACUACUCCAUUAAAAACCCUAGAAUGAUUAAAUUGUUGGCGGAAACGGGGGCUGAUGUUAACACUUGGCACAGACAUUUUGAAACAUCUUUACAUAUGGCUUGUCGCUGCAGCAACGACGAAGUCGUGUCAAUUUUGUUGUUUUUUGGAGGUGAUCCGCUCACCAAGGGUCAUGAGGGCUUAAUCCCUUUCGACAUAGCAGUCCUACAGAAAAAUCGCUUCCAACAAAAACUUUUGUUUAAAUAUACGUUUGACGCGUUCUCUCAAUUUAAAAUAAAGUGGAGGAUUCUGCUGAAACUCGCUCGCCAGCAGUCGUCUCUAUUUGAAAAGUUCGAUCAAUUGGUUAUGGAUAGAUCGACGUAUAGUAUGAUCAUUCAAGGCGAACUGGAAGAGCUAUUGCAACUUGAUUCCAAAACACUAAAAAAAGUACUAACGAAAUUUAAGAACGUAGUUCGUUGGUUUCUACCAUCGUGUAGUUUCCACUUCUGGUGGAAAAAAGAGGACAAUAUUUUAGAAAAGAUCGAAGUUCUGGUGAAGUGUGGAUUGGAAGACGAGGUGAUCAAGUGUGUCCAAAAUACGAAUACUACGCUUUUAUUUCACUUCUUGUUGAAGGAGUUCGAUGAGCCUACAGUCACUGCAAUCACGUGUUAG